Chaetomium fimeti is the source of this 375-nucleotide messenger RNA. RefSeq lists its product as uncharacterized. The transcript is spliced from 2 exons. NCBI's taxonomy places the organism in Eukaryota, Fungi, Ascomycota, Sordariomycetes, Sordariales, Chaetomiaceae. The record is from RefSeq and is a predicted model, not a curated record. The coding region runs from base 1 to 375 and encodes 124 amino acids.
AUGCCCGACCACCCCACCAAACGACCGGAAAUGGAACAACGCCGAGCAAGCGACUCGGUUGCCAACAGCGGCACCCAGACCGAAGACGAUCGAGUAUCAGGAGGGCAGGAUACAAGCCUCACAAGAGCCCAGAGCCUCGACCGCCAACGGCAGCUUGCGCAGAGGCCACCUGCUCGGGAUGCCCAAGUUACCAGAAGGCCAGACGAGGAGAUGGCACCACAGCAUGACUCGGACCGGCGCGGCGCCCCUGCAGUCCGGUUGGACAUGGACUUAGACGUCGACAUCACCAUGAAGGCCAAGAUAAAGGGUGUAAUUGAGUUAUCUAUCCUUGACUCGGAACAGUCCAAUCAACAACGGCAACCAAGGCAACCUUAG